AUGACUCUUCCUUCACUCCUUGAAGUUUUCUCUCGUGCACAGCGUGCUACUUUAGGCAUCGAUCAUGGUGUCUCACUGAUCGCUCAGCUCUUGAAGUUCCUAGUAGCCAUAGUGACGGUCAUCGAGGUGGACGUGGUGGUCAAGGAGGUUGUACAAGAGGUAAUACGGGUGGUCAUGGGGCCGUAG
This is a messenger RNA of Ilex paraguariensis (yerba mate), 186 nucleotides long. NCBI's taxonomy places the organism in Eukaryota, Viridiplantae, Streptophyta, Magnoliopsida, Aquifoliales, Aquifoliaceae. The record is from the annotation of a GenBank genome assembly.